UUCGUGUAGUGCAAAGCAACCCUGUUGUUUACACUGCUUUACCCACCCUAAUACAGCUGUCAAAAAAGUUCUUUUCCGGUUUAAUUCACUAAGAAGAAGAAAUUAAACACAAAAUGGGUCGGUACUCAAGGGAACCAGAGACAGCUGCCAAAUCUUGCAAAGCCCGUGGACCAAAUCUACGUGUGCAUUUCAAGAACACCCAUGAAACCGCCCAGGCCAUCAAGCGUAUGCCUUUGCGUCGUGCCCAACGUUUCUUGAAGGCUGUUGUCGACAAGAAGGAAUGUGUACCCUUCCGUCGUUUCAACGGUGGUGUUGGCCGUUGCGCUCAAGCCAAACAAUGGAAGACCACUCAAGGUCGUUGGCCCAAGAAAUCCGCUGAAUUCCUUUUGCAAUUGCUCCGCAAUGCUGAAGCUAAUGCUGACUGCAAGGGUCUCGAUGUUGAUCGUCUUGUUGUAGACCACAUUCAAGUCAACCGUGCCCAAUGCUUGCGUCGUCGUACCUAUCGUGCUCACGGUCGCAUCAACCCCUACAUGUCUUCUCCCUGUCACGUUGAGGUCAUCCUUACCGAAAAGGAAGAAGUUGUUGCUAAGGCCUCCGAAGAUGAGCCCGCCAAAAAGAAGUUGUCCAAGAAGAAGUUGCAAAGACAAAAGGAGAAGAUGAUGCGCUCUGAAUAAGUUUAGCAAGGAGUAGAGAUUUUUUAUUUUAAUUAUAUAAAAUAAAACAUUUUUAUUGUUUAGGCGUAUGUGUUGGACUAUAUAUUGAAAAUAGAAAAUGUUCAAAUAAAAGAUCUUACAUUUGAACGAUGUUUUUUAAGAAAAUUAAACAAAAAAGAA
This is a messenger RNA of Lucilia cuprina (Australian sheep blowfly), 833 nucleotides long. It is a transcript of the gene RpL17, whose product is annotated as 60S ribosomal protein L17. Bases 114 to 674 code for a protein of 186 amino acids. The transcript has 3 exons. Gene Ontology annotation, biological process: cytoplasmic translation. The record is from RefSeq and is a predicted model, not a curated record. NCBI's taxonomy places the organism in Eukaryota, Metazoa, Arthropoda, Insecta, Diptera, Calliphoridae. Gene Ontology annotation, molecular function: structural constituent of ribosome. Gene Ontology annotation, cellular component: cytosolic large ribosomal subunit; ribosome.